Messenger RNA from Morone saxatilis (striped sea-bass), 4801 nucleotides. RefSeq names its product junctophilin 2 (gene jph2). Gene Ontology annotation, cellular component: endoplasmic reticulum membrane; sarcoplasmic reticulum; plasma membrane. NCBI's taxonomy places the organism in Eukaryota, Metazoa, Chordata, Actinopteri, Moronidae. The record is from RefSeq and is a predicted model, not a curated record.
AGCAGCGACUGUCAGGAGAUAGCUGGGUGGCAGGCACAGGGGGGAAAGGGGCUUUUCUCUGUGGGCCACCUGGAAAAAGCCAUGUAAGAUCCCUGGCUUCUCAAGACUUAAAAAAUAAUAAGAAUAAUUCGAUUUAUGUCCAAAAUUUGUAACUCUGCGUAACUCAUUCUGGAGGAUAACUGGCUGAAAUCGACGAAUCCUAAGAAGACGACACUGGAGUGAAAGAGGAUUUAAAAGUAAAUAAAAGCAAAAUAUCUAAGUUUGAAGUGCGCCCCGGAGCUUCAUGGACACGCUCAGAAAUCCCCAAACCACCUGCAGAAGACGAAACCCCCACAAGUUGAGCACCAAGGAUAUCUCCAAUCAGUUUUGAUGUCAGGUGAAGGUGAAGUGAGACUGACGGAGGUUUUAUCUUUAGCCAGGUAACGGACUAACACAGCUUUUACUUUCUGAUCGGGUGCGGUUGUUGGGGCUGAGGCAUGAGUGGAGGUCGCUUUGAGUUUGACGACGGCGGAGCUUAUUGCGGAGGCUGGGAGGGAGGCAAAGCCCACGGCCAUGGCAUCUGCACCGGACCCAAAGGCCAGGGCGAGUUCUCCGGCUCCUGGAACUACGGUUUCGAGGUGGUGGGAGUCUACACCUGGCCCAGCGGGAACACCUACGAGGGGUACUGGUCGCAGGGGAAGCGUCACGGUCUGGGAGUAGAAACCAAAGGACACUGGAUUUACAAAGGGGAAUGGACUCAUGGCUUCAAAGGCAGAUACGGGAUUCGGAUCAGUGCUGGCAGUGGAGCAAAGUAUGAAGGGACGUGGAAUAAUGGGCUUCAGGAUGGAUAUGGAACAGAAACAUACGCUGAUGGAGGUACUUUCCAGGGUCAGUUCACUGGCGGGAUGCGGCACGGCUACGGGGUCCGUCAGAGCGUCCCGUAUGGCAUGGCAGCAGUUGUCCGCUCCCCUCUUCGUACCUCCCUGACCUCCCUUCGCAGCGAGCACAGCAACGGCACCGUGCUACAGCAAGACAUCCCCGUCAUCACCACCACUAACGCCUCAGGUGAGGAGACACCCGUCGCCACCCCCACCCAGCUGGGACCGUCCCGCGGAGGCUUCGCCCUCACUCUCCAGGUGGACCCAGAGGCCGUGAAACCCAAGAAGAAGGGCCUGUUUCGCAGGGGCUCCCUGCUGGGGAAGCUGAAGAAGUCUGACUCAAGUACCUCGCUGUCCAGCCAGAAGAGCAAGAUCAGCUUCCUGAGGACCGAAUCAGCUCUCAGCUCCAACGCCAGCGACACCAACUCCACCAUCAGCAUCGGGGAUGAGAGCCUAGCCGGAGCCGAGGAUUUCCCCCCAGUGGAGGCCGACAUCGACGCCACCACAACAGAGGUCUACAUGGGCGAGUGGAAGAACGACAAACGCUCGGGAUAUGGAAUAAGCGAAAGAUCCAGCGGGCUGAAGUACGAGGGCGAGUGGCUGAACAACCAGAGACACGGCUACGGCUGCACCACCUUCGCCGAGGGAGGGAAGGAGGAGGGAAAGUACAUGAACAACUUGCUGGUGAAGGCCAUGAAGAAGAGGGUGAUCCAGCUGAAGGGAACCAAGAUCAAGCAUAAGGUGGAGCGGGCGGUGGAGGGCGCUCAGAGGGCCGCAGCCAUCGGCAAGCAGAAGGCAGAAAUCGCUGCUUCCAGGACGACCCAUGCAAAGGCCAAGUCAGAUGCAGCUGAACAGGCCGCCCAGGCCUCCAACAGUGAGUCCAGCAUCGCCAGACUGGUGGCCAAAGAGCUCUCCCCGUCCUUCUACCAGCCAGGUCCUGAGUAUCUGAAGAAACGAGUGUUGCAGGAGGUCGCGGAGGGCAGUGAGAACACAGACAUUGUCAUGCAUGAGCCGCUGCUGGCUGAGGAGGAGCCCCUGCCCACUCCACCCGAAAGCCCACUCAUGAAUGAACUGGACGGCCUCAUGCCUGGCUCAUCCCCAGGCCGCACACCCUCCCCCAGCCCAGGCAUCAUCAGCAAGGAGGACCCCAAACUCCUCAGUCCAGGAAGCUGGAACGAAGACAAAACCAGUAAAGGUGGAGGCAGUAAGGGCAGCAGUAAAACCAACAGCAGGCCCAACAGUCGCCCCACCACCCCUUCAACCUCUGUUUCUGGUCCCGCCCCGACCGCACCUGAGGGUGGAGGAGCCCCCAGCAGUCGUGGCCCCUCUCGCACCCCCAGCCGCCAGAGCAACAAGAACGAGCAGGGCUCUGACCUGGAGAUCAAGCCCCUGCAGAAGUUUGACUCCGAGGCAAAAGCUCCAGACGUCGCUGCUGCUGCUGCUGCCCCUGUAAGGAAUAGCCUCAUCGCUCCAGAUGAAGAAGAAGCACCGCGCCCCACCUCCAGAGUGCCCUCGAAAGCGUCCCUAAAGGCUGUCACCCCCGAGCCUAAACCUGCCGAGGUCAAAACUGAAAGAGCUCCAUCGGUCCACGAACGAGUGCCGUCCGUCUCUGAGAACAAAGUGGAGUCCAGGGAGGUGAGCAGGCCCUCCAGCAAGGCAGAGACAAAGCCUUUAUCAAAACGGCAACCCAGCCCAGCUCCGUCCCCAAGACCUGCUCCCAAUCUUGAACCUAAGACAGUACCAAAGCAAGUGGAAGCCAAAGCCAUUGUUGCCAAACCAGCCCCAAAGGUGGAUCCCAAAGCAGAAGCCAGACUCAAGGCCGUUGUGUCGAGCCCAAGCAGUGAGGUAACGGCAGAGUCUUUGGAGCUGGAGGGCCCAAACACCAUAAUGAUCUGCAUGGUUAUCCUGCUCAACAUCGGCCUGGCUAUUCUCUUCGUACACAUUUUGUCAUGAGACAUCGUCCACCUCCUCAGGUCACCAGCUGUGUUGGAGAGAGACGGCCUGCCUCCUCCUCAGUUUGGACCCGAGAUCAAAGCGACCGCUGAGGAUUUAAAGAAGCCUCGUUCAGACAGCCGCAGCUCCUCUAAAGGUUUUUGUUGGUGUGACUGUGUGAGGCUCUGUGAAGCUCCUCUCUUCCCAGAGGUUUGACAAAACUGAAGGACACUGAGUGACUGAAACAAUUCAGUACAUCUGAAUUUGAGGAUGUUUGUAUGUUAAAGUCGGGGCGGGGGUGGGUGGGGCUGGAGGGUAGAGUAUGUUCUCGGUGCUUACACUGGAGAUUCAGGGUGGCGCUCAAGAAGUCUCAGUUCAACUUCAAUCACAGUGUGUCACAAGUGUGUCGACAUUUUACAAAAAAAAAAAAGGCUUUUUAACUCAACCGUUAACUGGCACACGCUGGCUGGCUCGCACAACACCGAAUCAGGCAGAUUUAGACAACUUCAGUAGAUAAUUAUGUUUUUGUCACGAAAUACGUUUGUUUGUAUUAUGUAAUCGCCGGCUGAAGGAAUGUUGAUAACAUAUGCAGACUGAAUUUUCUCUCCACUUUACCUUAAACUUGAUCGUUGAGACACAAAGACAACUGCAGCAGACGUGUGAAAGAUUAGGGAGUGCUGAACUGUAACUGUUGUUGUUUUAAUUAUCUGCAAUGGGAUUAAAAAAGAUUCAUUAGUUGGAGUCUGAAAUGUGUGCGUUGGUCGUAUCAGAUACUGUAAUCCAAUGCUACUUUAAAGCCAGGUUAUUGUUUUCAUCUUGAUGCUCUUCACUCUCUUAAGAAAAGACUCAUGACUCACAUUUCAGCUAAUUAUUGCGCCCUGCAAAAAUCUGUAUUUGAGACUGUGGUGUACUUACACUGUGAAAUUUUCUAUUUUCACUGGGAUUUAUAUGCAUUUAUUGUCAUUCUGCUGCUUUUGUUUGGGAGCUGAUAAACCAAAUAAUGAAGAAAAAUAGGAAGCUUAUGAGUGUCACUGCUGUUGUGUAUGUACUGUAUGUCCCUGUGGUGUUUGUCAUACCCAGGGGGUGGGGGGUGGGGGUUAAAUGAGAGUUGUGUAUGUUUUGCAAUAGGAUAAGCAGGUAAAAACCGGAUGCUGGGAUUUAUCUUAUUUAAAACAAUCACUGUACGUAGUAGGAAGGUUGCUCAAUCUCCAGAUGUAAAUCGAUACAGCAGGAGGUUGGCUUGGGAUGUGUUUGCCUGUGAGCUAGUGUAACCUUCAUGGUUUCAUGUAUGUUUCAGUGUUCACACUGUUCCACCAUAUUAUAUUCAGGGCCUGUUGUGCUUUAGAGCCAAAUGCGAGUUCAACUUUUGUACGCAUGAGGGCACUUUGCGUGUCUGUAUUUUUGUACCGUUUUGAAGUGCACAUCUUUUCAGCAAUCAAAAUAUUCUGUCGUAGGAUUUUCUUUUUUUCUUUUUUGUCAGAGGAAAUAUGCAAACCCUAAAUUUAUUUAUUUCCCAAAGGAGUCGGAUUACCUCGUGAUUGUGAGAUGGAGAAAAAAUAUAGAAAGGUUCUUAACUCCAUGUCUUACAUUGAGAAGAGCACUCUCCAGAUGUGCUGUGUAAUAUUUCUCCAUUGUUCUUCUAGCCGUUAAUUAAUACACAGGUUUUAAAAAGAACAAAGGAGGGUGUUUAGCUGAAAUUGUUUUGCCUUUGAGUUUGCAAAUUAACCCAGAGGCCACUGGUUGUGCAUUGAUUUCAAGCCAAAAUCUCCCCCAGAUAGUUUAUGAAUACAUGAAUCAAUAACAGAAGAGACACACUAACAGUUGGACUCAAUGCUAAGUGCAAUAAACAGUAUCCAUAUAGGCCAGUUUCAUGUAGAAGCCAUUUUGUUUUGUCUGUUUUUAGUGUGUUUAAUGAAAUCAAAAUAACAUUGCAGAAUUUGAAGAAAUGCAAUUGUGUAACCAAACUUGGUCAAAAUUACAAAAGCUGAAAUUAAAUAAAAACUUUUACAACA